AAAAGGGUGUUAUGAUCUUUUCUACGUCGUGCGUGCGUGCUUGGUGGAAGUAUAUGGAGCUGUCUAUUGCACGUUUUUGAAAUGAAUAGGUUUCAUUAUAUUAGAGUUGAAAAUAAUAGUCUUUCAGUUUGAACUGUAUAGUGGUGGACUGGAAUUCAGUAGCUUUUUCGAACACUGAAAGCUUGAAACGUGUGCCCAUUUAAGUACAGCAGUCAACUAAAGCAUGCCUCAUAGGAAAAAGAAGCCCUUUAUAGACAAAAAGAAGGCUGUGACUUUCCACCUUGUGCAUAGGAGUCAAAGGGAUCCUUUGGCAGCAGAUGAAACUGCACCACAAAGAGUACUCUUGCCAGCUGAAAAGAGAGAUGUUGCCAAGAGACAGGAAGAGCAGAUGAAAUAUGGGGUCUUCUUCGAUGAUGACUAUGACUAUCUUCAGCACCUUAAAGAAGCUUCAGGCCCCUGCGAACUAGUUCCUUCCAGUUCCCCUCACAACAAGAAUCGUAUUUGUGAUGCUGAUGAAGAUGAGUGCAGUAAUGAUGAUGAAAAUGAAGUGCAAGUGGAAUACAUUCCGGCACCUGUUUUAAAUCUACCAUCUUCAGUGUUUGCAUCGGAGUUUGAGGAAGAAGUUGGCUUACUAAACAAAGCUGCUCCUGUCCGAGGGUUGCAGCUCGACCUGGAUCCUGAUGUUGUUGCUGCACUAGAUGAUGACUUUGACUUCGACAGUCCAGAGAAUGUCCUCGAGGAUGAUUUUGUUGUAAAGGCAAACCAAGCAGAAAAUGGAGAUGAAGGUGACUACAGGGAAGAUGAAGCCAAUGAUUAUGGUGAUGAAGAUGAAUGGGAGGAUGCUGAAGAUGAGGAUUUUGAUUCUGAAGGUCCUCUGUCUGAAGAAGAAGAGGAGGAGGAGCCUGCAUUUCCCAUGACAAAUGGCAGACUUGUGGAUGAUAUGUUUAUGAAUGAGGAGACAAGGAGCCGAUUUACUGAUUACUCUAUGACUUCAUCUGUGAUUAGACGCAAUGAACAGUUAACAUUGUUGGAUGAAAGAUUUGAAAAGUUCUAUGAACAGUUUGAUGAAGAUGAAAUUGGAGCUCUUGAUAAUGCAGAGUUGGAAGGGUAUAUUGCCACAGAUAGCACACGACUUCAGUAUGUUAUACAAGACUUCUACAGUCAGAAAGCUAAAGAGUGCAAAAAACUUGAUGACCUGUGCUCUGAAGAAGAAUCCCAUGUAAAUAAGGAUGAUGAAGAGUGCAGCCAAGAGGAAGACUUGGAAAAUGUAGUUGUUAAGGAGCCCAAAGAAAAAUGGGAUUGUGAAUCUAUUCUUAGUACCUAUUCUAAUUUGUACAACCAUCCCACUCUCAUAAUAGAACCACCAACAAAGACUAAACUUGUUGAGGUUUCAAAGAAAACCGGUGUACCACUAGGUGUACUUCCGCAAAGGAGCCUUACUUCUAAGCAGGUGGAACGCAUGCAGAUGAUAAAUGACAGUGAUCUUCCAAGAGCUGCAACACAACCACGAGACAAAUCUGAGACAAAAGACGAAAGAAAAACUAGAAAAAAAGCAAUCAAAGAAGAGCGAAAAGAACGGCGGAUGGAAAAGAAAGCUAACAGGAUGGCAUUUAAAAUAGAAAAAUCAAGACAAGAAAAGGAAAUGCUCAACCUUAGACAGAACAUUCAGGGUCUCAAGCUGUCAUAGUAGAACACAUUUGGAACAAUUCCUGUUAAAUCUCAGAAUUUUGACCUUACCAAGGCUCAGCGUGGAUUACUUGGAAUAUGCAGUUCUGUGAAAGAUUUGGUACCAUGGAGUGCAUUUCAAAACUAGCAUUCAUUGUGUACCAGAAAGUGCCUUCUUGAAUGAUUAUGGUUUCUUAAACAAGAACAUCAGCAGAAUUGUAAACUGUGCAGGGUUUAAAAUGGUGUAGCUUGUACCUUCAGAUAAAUUAUUGAAAGUUACUGCUUUCCUGUAACAGUAUCAUCAACAAAUUUGUAAAUUUUUUAAAGGCUUAAAAAGGUGCAAAAUACAAGGUGUAUUACUUUAAAAAAAAUACAGUACAAAAUUCCAGCAUUGAAGAAACUACAGCUGCCCAUUGAGUUAAUAAAUUCUGGUUCUAACCAGCAUUUAUUUGGAA
Molecule: messenger RNA, 2120 nt
Organism: Protopterus annectens (West African lungfish)
Lineage: Eukaryota; Metazoa; Chordata; Ceratodontiformes; Protopteridae
Gene: LTV1
Product: LTV1 ribosome biogenesis factor
Exons: 11
Coding region: 224-1687 (487 amino acids)
Biological process (GO): ribosomal small subunit biogenesis; ribosomal small subunit export from nucleus
Cellular component (GO): nucleus; preribosome, small subunit precursor; cytosol
Source: RefSeq, a predicted model, not a curated record